This is a messenger RNA of Podarcis muralis (Common wall lizard), 2640 nucleotides long. RefSeq names its product MFSD2 lysolipid transporter B, sphingolipid (gene MFSD2B). Gene Ontology annotation, cellular component: plasma membrane. Gene Ontology annotation, biological process: carbohydrate transport; lipid transport. NCBI's taxonomy places the organism in Eukaryota, Metazoa, Chordata, Lepidosauria, Squamata, Lacertidae. Gene Ontology annotation, molecular function: symporter activity; sphingolipid intramembrane carrier activity. The record is from RefSeq and is a predicted model, not a curated record.
GAAAGAGAAGAAGGGAAACCAUUGGUAUUUUAAGGAUGUCAAAUGAGUACGGUAUUUUAAACUGUAAAACAGAAAACUUAAUAAAAUUAUAUACAAGAAAAUAAAGGAAUCCAACGGAUGUGACCCAAGUCCACACCAGAGGAACCGAGUUGAGGCAGUUCAUCCGUGUAGAAAACACGCAGAGGCGUCUAAACUCCAUUCGGACGUUGGGCGCGGAAGCGAGCCCCACAGCAUUCGAUUUCAUAUUUAUUUAUUGAACUUAUAUACCUCCCUAUACCCCGGAAGUCUCAGGGCGGUUCACGGAGGCAGGGAGCACUUGGGGGUUGCAGACUGAGUUACACAGAGGCUUUUUUUUUUUUUUGAGCACCGGGUGGGCUCUGAGGAACUGGAGGGGGCGGGAAAGGGACGCGCGCCUCAUGGGCCGCGGAGAAGCCAACUUGGCCAGGGCCGCCGCCGGCGGCGGUUCUUCUGGGUCGAUGCUGAGCGGCGAGGGGCCGCCCGGUGGGCCGCUUCUCUCCCUGCCCGCCCGGGCGAAGGGAGGCUAGAGCGCCGGGCGGGCGGCCCCGCCCCUGGGCGAACCACAGCCCGCGGGGCUCCGCUGUCGAAGGGCUGCCGUUGCCGCCGCCGCGAUGGCCGGCGCGACGGCCGGCGCGAGAAUUAGCGGCGCGCUGCUGCCCGAGCCGAGGCUGGAGGGAGCUGGCGACGAACAGCUCAGCAAUGAGGACAAGCUUUCGGUGUGCAGCAAAUUGUGCUAUGGCAUUGGAGGUGCUCCAAACCAGGCUGCUAGCAGUGCCACCUCUUUCUUUCUGCAAAUCUUUCUCUUAGAUAUAGCAAUGAUUACUCCAUUUCAUACUUCUUUGGUGCUUUUUAUUGGCAAAACAUGGGGGGCAGCAGCAGACCCUGUUGCCGGCUAUCUUAUUAGUAAAAGCAAACGGACCAAAAUUGGCCUACUUAUGCCUUGGUUACUGGGUACUACACCUUUCCUUAUUGUGUCCUACUUCUUCCUGUGGUACUGCCCAAGCGUUAUAGAAGCAAAAGAUGUAUGGUAUAUGGCUUUCUUCUGCCUUUUCCAGGCAUUGAGUACACUAUUCCAUGUACCAUAUACAGCUCUCGUCAUGUUUUUGAGCGCAGACCAGAAGGAACGAGAUUCAGCAACGGCAUACCGAAUGGGAUUUGAAGGUCUUGGAACAUUGGUUGGAGCUACACUCCAGGUCAGUAUGGUCUCCGAUGCUCACAGCUCUGACCACUGUAACGAUAGUGUGGAUAACAUGGACUCUCCCACCAAUCUGUACGGAAACAGUUCCAGUGUUCCAGACAUGUCUGAGGCAAACAAAAAACUCUACAUGAUUGCAGGAGGAACAAUAUCAGUAUUAUACAUCAUUGGCAUUAUUGCCCUUUGCGCUGGAGUGAGAGAAAAAGUAGAUCCUUAUGCCUUAAAAUCAGACCAACAAAUUCCCUUCCUUAAGGGACACAAACUUGCACUGAUGUUUGGACCAUAUGUGAAACUUGCAGCAUCAUUUCUCCUGAUUUCAACAGCUGUUCAGGUUGUACAAAACAACUUUGUCCUCUUUUGUUCUGCUGCAACUAAUCUUCACAACCACAUUGAUUAUUUAGUGCUGAUUGUCUUGAUAUCUGCAGCACUGAGCGUUCCAUGCUGGCAAUGGUUUCUGAACAAGUACAGCAAAAAGACUACAGCGGGUGGGAUAUCAUUGAUGAUUCCUGCUUCCACCUUGCUGGUGUUCUUUCCAGAACCGGCUGUUGCCUACCUUUCGGCUGGUGCUUCAGGAAUUAGCAUUGCAGCCUCUUUGCUGUUGCCAUGGUCCAUGUUGCCUGAUGUAGUCGACUACUUUCGGGUGCAAAAUCCUAAUUCAGUAGGACAUGAAACCAUCUUUUAUGCUUCAUAUACCUUUUUUCAUAAGAUGUCAGCUGGGAUUGGACUAGGAAUUUCUGCAGCUAGUCUGAAUCUUGCAGGCUUCAAAUCAGGGGUGUGCAAACAGUCUCACAGUGUUGUUAUCAUGCUGAAAGUCUUGGUUGGAGCAGUCCCAUCUAUUCUCGUGCCAUUAGGCUUGUUUAUACUCAUUUUCUAUCCAAUCAAUGAAGAAACUCGACAGGAAACGAAACAUGCCCUUGAAAGACGAAGGCGUCGUGCAAGCAUUCUCUGUGAGAAUGAAGAAAUCACUCCUCUUUGAAGGCCGGAAUAGCUUGUGGUAACGAAAACCUAACCAGGCAGCAGCGCUUUGUGGGAUAAAAGGCUGUUCCUUAUUCCACCGAAGCUUUAUUUCACGGAUGAUACACACAUCUAUUUAUCAAGGCUAAAUGAAUUCAAAACACAUUGUAACUUGGAGCAUAGUUUGGAGAGGAAUGCCUAGAACCUGUAUGUAUAGAACACUGGGGAAACUGCUUGCUGCUCUUUCCACUGAUCUACAGCUAUACUGAGGAUUGGAAAACAAGUUGCCUUCUAAGCAUCGCCCGACGGUCUGUCUCCAAGGAUGGGUAGUCCUCAAAAUUUCAACUAAGAGGUCACGUUAUCCAUGCCUACGCAGACUCUCUGUUCAUCAAACAAUCCCCUUUCACAAUUUGUUAUAAAUAACCGAUUAGAGCAAAAAUAAAAAUGGGGGGAUCUUCUUUUCUUCAUCAACC